GUAGUGCGGCUGUUGGAGGCUGGAGGCAGUGUUUUAUUGUAAUCAGUUUGGGAUCCGUUCGGCGUCGUUCAGUCAUGGCGUCCGGGAAGACGGUGGACUGCGGCGCUUCCUGCGAAUAACCGCCGACAAACCGACUCCUCGCGACUUUAGCCGCUGCACUGCGCUUUGUUUUCGCAUGAUAUCAUUUAACAACACUGUUACGGAGCUAUCCAGUCCCAAGGAGUUUUAAUUUAGCAGUAAAGGUGGGUUUGAACAGUAUGGUGGAGCCAGAGGAGCGGCCCUCGGUGGCGGGCCAGAGGCUGGGGGCCCCCGAGAGCAUGGGCAUCAGCACGCUAGAGCCCGGCCAGCGGCCUCCCACCAUGCCCCCCGGCAGACAGGUCUCCAUCCGGGUCCAGAUGUUGGAUGACACUCAGGAAGUCUUUGAGGUCUCGCAACGUGCUUCAGGGAAGGUGCUGUUUGACCUGGUUUGUGCCCACCUGAACCUCAUCGAGGGUGAUUACUUCGGUCUGGAGUAUCAGGACCAGCGUAAAAUGAUCGUGUGGUUGGAUCUGUUGAAGCCGAUUUUUAAACAAAUCAGACGACCCAAGAACACCAUCCUGCGGUUUGUGGUGAAGUUCUUCCCUCCUGAUCACACGCAGCUGUUAGAAGAGCUGACCAGGUAUCUUUUCGCCUUGCAGAUCAAGCAUGACCUGGCCUGUGGACGUUUGACCUGUAAUGAAAGCAGUGCCGCCCUGCUGGUCUCUCAUAUAGUGCAAUCUGAGAUUGGAGACUUUGAUGAAGUGCAGUGCAAACAACAUCUACUCAACAACAAGUACAUUCCUGAGCAGGACACAUUGAUGGACAAGAUCAUUGAAUACCAUCGAAAACACAUCGGGCAAACACCAGCUGAAUCGGACUACCAGCUUUUGGAGAUUGCACGAAGACUUGAGAUGUAUGGAGUGCGCCUUUACCCCGCAAAAGAUCGCGAGGGUACGAAGCUCAGCCUUGCAGUGGCCCAUUCUGGUGUGCUGGUCUUUCAGGGACACACCAAAAUAAAUGCUUUCAACUGGUCUAAAGUCCGCAAGCUGAGCUUCAAAAGGAAGCGCUUUCUCAUAAAACUACGACCUGACUUAAAUCAGAGUAACUGUCAGGAUACUCUGGAGUUCAUGAUGGGAAGCAGGGAUUGCUGCAAGGUGUUUUGGAAGAUUUGUGUGGAGUACCAUGCCUUUUUCCGUCUGUUUGAAGAACCCAAACCCAAGCCCAAACCAGUUCUGUUUACCAGGGGUUCCUCCUUCAGGUUCAGUGGCCGCACACAAAGGCAGGUGAUUGAUUAUGUAAAGGACUCUGAAUUCAAAAAGGUUCCAUUUGAAAGAAAACACAGUAAAAUCCAGUCCAACAGCAGUCUUUCUCCAUUCCCACCCAGGCUGUGUGCCGAGGGUCAAGAAGAGAGGAAUGCCAGUGCUUCAGGACAUCAGAUGGACUCACCUAUUGGGUGCACUCAAGUGACUGUUGAAAACCCAGCUCUCCAGCGUUACACUGGGAGUCAAACCUUACAGACCAAUGGAUGCCGAAAUGGGACCCCCGAUGAGGCGGAUACUCGAUUAAAGCCAUCCCCAACCAAGCAGCAGGCCGAGCAUCUGAGCACAGGUCUAGCAUCGCAUGCUGCCAAGGGUAGCAGCUCCUCGAUACCUUACAUUGACUGCAGUGACAUAGAUAGCGAAUAUGAUGUGGUCAAAGGCCGUGUCACUAGGUCUCACUCCCAUACACAUGACAGUGAUGAGGUUGAGCCAACCAGCCAUACAGCAGGCAAGAGUAAUGGUUAUGGAAAUAGUCAGCACAAUGGACGAGGGGCAAGCAAGUCUAGAUUUAGGGAGUCUUCUUUGACCAGCCAUUAUUUGGGUCGGAGUUCAGAUACCUUUAAUGGUAGUCAGUUGUCUAAUGGGUCAUUUUGUGGUAAUGGAUCACCACGUGCUUUACCCCUGAGUAGUACCUUGGUGGAUGAAUUGUUUCAAGGUAUGGAUAGACGUGGUCUGGUGUCACCUUCCGGUCCAUCAGUUGGUUCCCGGAGUGCAAACUGUAGUCCGGUGAUGAGCAGUUUUCACAAAACCAACUCCCUGAAUCAUCCAGAGCAGAUUGGCUAUAGCAGUGGUCGCCGCUGGGAUGAUGGUAACCAUUACCUUACCAAUGGUCGAUCUGGGAGUGAGCCUCAACAUUAUGGGAGCUACUCCCCAAUUGUCAGUCGAUCCCCACACUUGCAGAAACUCCAAAAUGGCAUGCGUAACCGUUCCGACACCGAUCCCAUGAUUUUGAGCCAGUUAGGUUCAACCCCAGCUAAUAAACCCCGAUCAGUGCUCUCAAGAGCUGAACGUAUGGCUGCUCUUGAACGGCGUGUGGCUACUAAUGGGCAUGGAACAUCUAGCCAAGCUAGAUCCAGCAAUGUCCAGAGACUGUAUGGAAGCCGUCUCAGUGCUAAUGACCACAAUAGCCCAGUCCAUAUGAUUGAUGGUUCCACUAGUAGUGGAACGGAGUCUAGUGAUACGGAGUCAGAUGCAGGCAGCAACUCUUACAGUCAGCCCCUAGUCUUUGGAAACCCCGGGGCGGUCAAUUCCUCCCCUGUGCCCCGAAGCAAGGUCUCAUUUGGCAGUCUCCAACUGGAGGAUGAGGGUCAGGUGGGAGAAGAUGGCUACAGUUAUCCCAUCAAUGAUGAAGAUGGGGCACAAUUCUUCAACUGCUAGAGAAGAUGAAGUGUGCAUGGUUACUGCUUUGACUAUACAUCCAUUUUGCCGCUUGAAGGCCCAGUCAAGGUACUUUAAGGUGUGUUGUGUAGUUUUUGUGCCAUCAGUGGCACCAAAUGGACAUGGCAUGAUUUGACAUAGCAUUAACCAAUUGCAAUUUGGGGCAUGACUAUCUGUUUUGGCAGUGUUUGAGAAUUACAUUUGGUGGCACUAUUGGCAGAGAUUAUACAUCACAAUAUUAACAAGGUUAGCGAUGAUGGUACUUUUGCAAUAUUUGGAGAAAGAAGAAUGUGUUUUGCCUGUGGAAAUACUUUAUUAUUUCAAAUAUGCACAAUUCAUAACUAUUACUCUUAGAAGAUUAAAUUUAGAUUAAUGAGGAGUUUAAGGUUCUACUGCAAAGUGCCGUGUCUGUAAAUGUAGAGAAUGAAAUCUAAUUACAAUCGCAAAUUAAGGUUACCCAUAGUAGUGCUAACUAAUUGACUAGUCAUUGAGCAUUGCCAAACGUUGUGAAAGAUUUCUUUAUCAUUCUUGUAGAAGCAAAGAAUUACAAAAAUAUAUCGAAAGAUGCCAUGCCUUUACUCAACCUGUAAAUACCUUUCUGUUAGCCAUAACCAUAGCUUACAGAAUCUAAUGUCAGAGAUAAUUUCUUUAUGCAAUAGCAAUAUGCUAUUGCCAAAAUAGUGGUGAUAUGACAAUAGAUGUUCAAGAUAUGAAAGUUUUGAGGGUGUCUCUGCUGUGUGGCAUUGACGUUUUGUCAGAGCUAGGCUAGCUAGUUUAAUGUUCUUCUAGAUUCUGAUGGAUAAAUUGUGUCUACAGUUGAACUAUAAGCUUGUGUUGUCAUAAAAACAGAUUAUACUGGUAGGAUGUGUUGGACGGUAUAUCAGAUAAAAUAAGAAAUUGUGUUGACAUAACAUGAGAUAAGCAACAGUAAAUGGUUUAGCAUUUUAUCAUGCAUGUUAAUGAUUUUCACCCAACCAUGAUGGCUUCAUGCUAGCUUUGUUUUUUUUGUUUUUUCAAACUGGUUGAAAUUCCAAGUUCUUUAUCUUUGGUUUUUCUACAUGGGGUGCCAAUCUGGUGGCAUUGUCAUGUUUGCUUGUCCAUUUCCCAGCAUGCAUCACUCCUUUUAAAAAAUACAACAUUAUAAAGAUCUUAUUUUGUUUUGCUUUGCUGCUUAAUUUCUUCUUUCUUACACAAACCACUGUAUCUCUGGCACGCCUCAUCAAUGUCAUCUGUUUGCGUUGCAUUUGCAAUGCUUGAUGUACAUUUGAUUUGUAAGUAUAUUAACCUGUGCUCAGGUUGCAUUGCUUUUAAGACCUCUCCUGCCCAGUGUCAUCACUGUUCUAGCAGCAUGUAUCUCUGGAAUGCCUCAACUUGUCUUUUUUCCCUUUCUCUUGGAAGCAUGUCAGCCUGUCUUUGUCUCAGCAUUUUGCUGCCCUGUCCUUUUCAAAUGUGUAAAAGACUUUGCAUUGACAUGGGACCCUUAAAAUGCAGUAGUCUUUUGAAGUGGAGAUGGAUGUAGGGGAGAUUUGGACAGAAUGUAAGUAAGAAACUUGUUUUGAGGCUUAGCAUGUGAAGUAUAAAAAGAUAAGGAAAGUUUCAAAGGGCUAUCCUAAAAAGUACUUUAAACUUACGUUCAAUCUUUUAUGCAGACGUUUUUGCACUUCCAUGCUCUCGUUUUUUGCAUAUGUGUUAUUGCAUUCUGACUCACUAGGAAAUGGAUUUGUGAUACAAUCUUUUAAAGCAUUUGUUUAUUUUCCAAAAGCCAACUUUUUUCCUUUAGAGAAAUAUUCUUAACUUUUGCAUGGCAAUCCUAUGUCAGUGAAAGGAUUUGGAAAGUGUUUGCAAAGCUGUUCGCAAGACCACUGCAGUUUUUGGGUCUGUUACAUAAAAUUUUACAAUAUUUAUUGGAAAGUGUCAGUUUAUGCCACUGUUUAUAUGAUUGUAAAUAAUUCUACCCACCCAGUGUUCCCAGUAAUCUGUAAUUUGUCAGUGACCAAGGUAGCCUUCAUCGGUUUUUGUAAAUCACACUAAAAUAUGAUUUAACUUCUCUGUAGGUUUUAAUAUCACGAGAAUGCUGUAGCAGUAUUGAAUGAUUCACUCUUUUCAAGCUGUGAUCUCCUGAUUAUUUCAUAAAAUGUGCGUUGCUGAUGUAUCUGAAAAGUUCCAGAUAUAUUUGUAUAAUAUAUUGUAACUGUACUUUUUUAAAUACUCAUAAUUAACAGUGCAAUCACUGUGGCACAUAUGCAAAACAAUUAACCAUAAUUGUAAUGUGUUUACAAACUGCCUGACAUAGACUGUACUAGACUAAAUAACCAGGUAAGCAAUGGAAGGGUCACGCCCAUGAGCCUUAGUACAUGUUUUUUAACUCUUCCUCUCUGUUGCAGCCCUGUAGCACUUAUAAAUGGAUUUACUGAAGUCUCAAGGUUGUUAACUUUCUUGAUGCCUGUUCACAGGUUCUGUACGAUUGAUGUCUGUUUUUUUUUUUUUUUACUACUCCAAACCUUUGGUCUUAUUCAUUCUGGAACACUUUAACAUUGUAAAUGAAUGUGUAUUAUUAGCAAUAAAACUUGGUACUUGUGAA
Molecule: messenger RNA, 5295 nt
Organism: Cyprinus carpio (common carp)
Lineage: Eukaryota; Metazoa; Chordata; Actinopteri; Cypriniformes; Cyprinidae
Product: FERM, ARHGEF and pleckstrin domain-containing protein 1-like
Exons: 13
Coding region: 258-2714 (818 amino acids)
Molecular function (GO): guanyl-nucleotide exchange factor activity
Source: RefSeq, a predicted model, not a curated record